AAUAACAAACAAUUGUCAAAAUCUGUUUUAACAGAUUUACAAAUUUCAUUAAUUUGUAUUUUAGUUGUUAGUUGUGUUAAGACAUCACCAAAAAUGAUGCAAGAACGCGACAAAGAUGAUCUUGAGAUGCUGAUGGACGUUGCGAAAUACAUCGCAAAGUCAGCUGAAGCAACGAAAAAAUCCGGAAGUGCGACAGCUUUCGCCUUAGCAGAAUCAUUCAAAGAAAAACUGGCCAAAGCGAAAGAUAGACGAGUAGAGAGGUUUCAAGAGUUGCAAUUACCACACCGACACAUUUGCGACCUGAUUGCGAUGCAUUUGAACAUUGAUCCAAACGAGGUGCUGGAAGCAGCAGCCGAUAGUGAUGAACAUAUUGAACUAUUGGAGAAAUUUUUGUGCAAGAAUGGGAUUUUUGGGUUGUUGGUUUAUUACCAAGAUGGGUAUGGCUACGAAGUUGAGACGGGGAGAUUUAAUCCAAAUGCCAUGGCAGAUUUGGUCAUGAAACGAAUUUAUUUCACUGACGGAAUGGACGAACCAGUCAAGGACAGAGUCAUCGGAAUCUACAAGAUUGCAAACGUUGAGCUGAGCUUAAAAAACAUAAACGAUGCCAUCUAUUUUACAACGUUUGACAUUCAAGCUGAAAAAAUGAAUUCUGUAGCUGUGGCAUAUAAGCUUUUAGGUGAACUGAUAGAUCCCUCAUUCCAAUUGAACAAGGACUGGGGUGAUUUGCCUAAAACCGAAGUAGGACUUAAGCAGAAGAGCAAUUUUCAAGGAGAUUUUGAAUCGUUUGUGGAUUUUUUAAAACAAACUAAACUGGACCUUGAAAUGGUUGUUAGUUUUCCUUAUGAUAGAGGUCUGUAUCGUAGAGAUCUAGUAAAUGAGAAAAAACGUACUGAAGCUAUUUUGAACCGACAAAUUGUGCAACAAGUGGAAUCGACGGUUCGAACUUGGUGCAAGCAGAUGGAAAGGGCUCAAGUUCAGUACCAACAACUACGACGAGAAAAUGAAUUUGUUGGUCCUCUCGUUGAAAUCGAAUACUGGCGGAGACAACUCGCUCGUUUUACAAGUAUUGUCGAAUUCAUCACUGAUGCACCUUGCAAAAUCCAUAUCCAAUUUUUGGAAGCUUGCAAAAGCAAACUUUUGAAGAUUUGGUCCAAACACGAAAGUGCAGUCAUUGAAGCAAAAAACGAAUGUGCCGACAACAUGCGAUAUUUAUACGCUUUGGAAAAAUUUUGCAAUCCUUUGUAUAGAUGCGAAGCUACGGAACUUCUCCAUCAUAUUCCACCACUACUGCACGCCAUAAGAAUGACUUAUACAACCUCACGAUAUUAUAACAACACUGCAAACGUUACAGCCCUUUUAGUCAAAGUUUCCAAUCAAAUGAUUAAUGUAUGCAGAGCGUAUCUUAACUGCAACGGAACCAAAACUGUCUGGAAUCAAAAGAAAAAAGUCGUGCUUGAAAAAAUUAAAGUUUGUCUGGACAUUUACUUAAAAUAUUAUCAAUGUUUCAAGCACAUUCAGGAAGAGAUGAAAGAGGCAGGUGAGGCACCUUUUGAAUGUUCCGAAAUGUACGUUUUUGGAAAAUUUGAGACGUUCAAGAAGCGAGUAGAAGAGAUUGUCGAUGUUCUCGAAACGACCACAAAAUAUUCAAUCCUGCAAAGUAGCAAAAUCGAAAACAUUGAUAUUUUCGCCAAGAAAUUCCAAACGUUCUUCGACAACAUAUCGAAGCAAAAAUACGACGCUUUAAACCACCGAUUGCCAUAUUUUGACAAGGACUACAACGAGUUCAAACAGAACGUGGUCGAUACAGAAUGGGAAUUGGAGGAGUUUGUUGGUACGUCUUUGGAAAAAGAAACAAACGUUCACAAUGUAUUAAGACUAUUGAAACGGUUUGAGAAACUGAAAUUGGAGUGUUUGCAUUUGGAAGAACGCUAUCUCGAAGCAAUGGAAUUGUUUCAAAAAGAACUUGAAGAUUUACGCGAUCGUUACAAUGAAGAACGACAAACACCUUUGUUGCCCAGAAACAUGCCACCAGUUAGUGGACGAAUAAUGUGGGUGAGGCAUUUGUAUCGUCGCAUGGAGGAGUCAAUGGAGAUUUUUAUGACCAAAUCGAGAGUUAUGAGACACCGAAAUGUGCAAAAGUGUAUCCAAUUGUACAAUGCAAUGGCUAUUGUUUUUGUUCAUUAUGAACAGAUUUAUCAUGAGGCUUGGUACAAAUUUGCUGGACAGGUUCGAGCUUGUUUGAAUACACCGAUUUUGACAAGAGACCCAAAAACAAGGCGAUACAAAGUCAAUUUUCAUCCGUACAUUUCUGAAGUUAUUCGAGAGUCGGAAUACAUGUACAAGCUUGAUCUUGCUGUGCCUGACGUUGGCCAAGUGCUUGUUUUCUGUAAAGAAAAAAUCCUCAAUUCGUUUGAAGUGAUUAAAGGUUUGGUCGAACGAAACGACAUUAUUCGAAGUACUAUUCCUCCUCUUUUCAUUCCUCUAAUUCGUAUGCAAUUGAUAAAGAUGGAAGAUGCAUUCAGACCAGGUUUCUCUGUGAUAACUUGGACUUCGACCAAAAUCCCUGAAUAUUGUGAAGAAGUCAACAAUGUCCUGGACUACUUCGAAAUGUUUGUCAAAGAAGUUAAAGAUAUGAAAGAAGCCAGAAUAGACGAAGUUUUGGACGCAAUUGCUGCCACUUCUCUAGUCUAUUUGCCAAAUGUGGCCCUCAUGCCUAGUGAGUUUUUGGAACAGAAUAAAAAGUUCAUGGAACAUGGAGUGAAAGAAAUUGAACUGAAAUCCUCAACAGCUGAACGCGCUGUUAUCGACUUAAUUGAGAAAUUUUUAAGUGUUAUUGAACAACCAGAAUUGCAAGAGAGAAAAUACGACUGGUUGGACCCUGAUAAAGCCAUAAGACCGAUCGGAUCAGCUUCACGUUUAAAUGUCUCACCGGAAGCAGCUUUUAAGGAAAUUGACCGAAACAUUCCUCUGGACCUCAACACGAUUCACAACGACUGUCUGGAAUUGUUUGGUUUCUUUAACAUGAAAUUAAGCGAGGCUUUAGUCAAAUGUGUUAAACUGUCUUUGGAACAGAUUAAGAAACGAACUGCCAGUUUGCGAGACGACAGUAGCGCACUGAAUGCCCCGAUUAUGAAGACUUACAUGGAACUCCAAAUUCCUAUAACCGUGAUUAAUCCAACUUUGGACGAAAUUCAGAAUUACUUCACUCAAGUCAUUAAUAAACUUCUCAACACCAUGUCGUUUGUAUGCAUGUGGGGACAACGUGGCAGCAAGAAGAAACCUCGAAGAGAAAAACCGUUGAAGUUUAAAGAGAUUGCAAAAUUGAUCGCUAAAACUCCCCCACCUGAUCGAAACUACUACAAAAUUGUGUCCGAAAACAAGGAAAUAAUCCGAAUUUUUAUGAGUUUGCAAGGUGUUAUGUUUUUGUUAAAGCCCGACGUUGCGAAAUUGUUACAACAAUAUUUAAGUUAUUCGUAUUUGUGGGCUGAGGGACGUGUUAAUGAAAUUGAGGCCUUUUGCGAGAAGAAUCCUCUCACUGUUGAAAUUGCCGAAAAGUUUCAAGAGUUUGAAAAUAGAGGAGAGAAAAUAAGGGAGUUGCCCGAUAGUCAUAAUGUUGAUUCGAUACAAAUCGACAUGGAGAAAUUCAAAUUGGCUCUACUUGUGGAGUCUGAUGCGUGGAAACACAUUUUAGGGAAAAAUCUGGCUAAGCGAUACAGAGCCAAGCUGCUCGAACUUGUUGAUUUUAUUAAGAAUAGAGAAAAGGUUUUGGGUAGACCAAUUAAAGACUUGGAUGAUUGCAGGCUGGCAAUGGCUUGUCUGGAGUUAAUCAGAGAAAACUUCAUCGAAAUCGACUUAGACCUCAUCACUAUGGAAGAAGCCUACAAUAUUUUCAGUAAAUACAAAAUUGACAUUCCGAAAGAGGACAUGGACAGGGUUGAGUCGCUUAGAUUUAACUUCCAAAAUAUGGUGGUUCAUGCAAAAUCUGUGCAAGAAAACAUUUGCAACGUGCAAGGCCCCCUUUUGGAAGAACUAACUGAAGGAGUUUCGAAUUUCAGGGACGAAGUGGAAGCUUUUGAUCGCGAUUUUGAACUAAACGGUCCAAUGAUUCCCGGAUUGUCGGCUCGCGAGGCAAGUGAUCGAGUCCUUGCGUUCCAAGACCGAUUCGAUGAGCUUUGGCGCAAAUUCGAGAUGUAUAGCAGUGGUGAAAAACUUUUCGGCUUGGAAGUCAACGAUUAUCCCAUUUUACACAAACGCAAAAAAGAGUUUAAUUUGUUGAAUAAAUUGUACGGCUUGUAUUUGGCCGUAAAUCACAGCAUUGAUGGUUAUUUCGAUAUUUUGUGGACUGAUGUGGAUACGGAAACCAUUUUUGCUGAACUCACUGAGUUCCAGAACAGGUGUCGAAAGCUUCCUAAGGCUAUGAGAGACUGGCCAGCUUAUCUUGAUUUAAAGAAGAAAAUUGACGAUUUCUCAGAGACUUGUCCUUUGUUGGAGCUUAUGGCCAACAAAGCUAUGAAAGAAAGACAUUGGAAACGUAUAGCACAAACGACCAGCUAUACUUUUGAUAUUGAUUCACCAACUUUUACGUUGCGAAAUGUGAUGGAAGCUCCAUUGUUACAAUUUAAAGACGAAGUCGAAGAUAUUUGUAUUAGUGCCGUCAAAGAGAAAGAUAUUGAAGCGAAACUGAAGCAAGUAAUUGCGGAUUGGUCAGUGGUGGAAUUGUCGUUCUCGCAGUUUAAGGCUCGAGGAGAAUUGCUCUUGAAAGGGACAGAAACUGGAGAGAUAAUUAUGGCACUUGAAGACAGUUUAAUGAUAAUGAAUUCUCUGCUUAGCAACAGAUACAACGCACCGUUCAAAAAAGACAUCCAAACAUGGGUGCACAAGCUGGUUAACACGUCAGAAAUUUUGGAAAAAUGGCUUAUUGUGCAAAAUUUAUGGGUGUAUUUAGAAGCUGUGUUUGUUGGUGGUGAUAUCGCCAAACAACUUCCCGGAGAAGCUAAAAGAUUCAAUAACAUUGAUAAAUCAUGGGUGAAAAUAAUGACAAGAGCACACGAGCUACCAAAUGCCGUCGAAUGUUGCACAGGUGACGAGACAAUGGGACAGCUACUUCCCCAUCUUUUGGAACAACUUGAAACGUGCCAAAAGAGCUUGACCGGAUAUUUGGAAUCAAAAAGAUUAUGUUUUCCGCGUUUCUUCUUCAUUUCGGAUCCGGUUUUGUUGGAAAUUUUGGGCCAAAGCUCAGAUCCGACUUCGAUUCAAUCACAUUUACCAAGUCUCUUCGACGCUGUGUAUAGAGUCGAAUUCGAUCCGAAAAAACCCGAUUACAUCAUAGCCAUGUUAUCGGAUUUGGGCGAAUCGGUAAAUUUUGAAAAACCGGUUCAAUGUGUCGGAGGUGUCGAAAUUUGGCUAAACAGUCUUUUGGAAAUGGUUAGGGAAACUGUAAAGUCGGUAAUUGCAUCACAGGCGCAACUUUUGAAUGAUCCAGAUUAUGAUUUCAUCCAAGGAUUUAUACCGUUUUGUGCACAAGCUGGUCUUGUCGGUAUUCAAAUUUUGUGGACCAAAGAAGCCGAAAUUGCGAUCAGGAAAGCCAAAGUUGAUCGAUUUAUUAUGAAAGUGACCAAUGCCAGGUUUCUGGAACUUUUAAACGCACUUAUUGAUCUCACAUCGAAAGAUUUAUCGAAAAGGGAACGAACGAGGUUUGAGACUAUGGUUACGAUUCAUGUCCAUCAAAGAGAUAUCUUUGAUACGAUUUGCAAGUCGAAGGUCAAAAAUUUGCUAGAUUUUGAUUGGCAACAACAGAGUAGGUUUUACUACAACGAGGAGAACGAUGAUGUGACUGUAAGGAUUACCGAUGUGAUAUUUUUGUACCAAAAUGAGUAUUUGGGGAUUACUGAACGUCUGUGUAUUACACCGUUGACUGACAGGUGUUACAUCACUCUAGCUCAAGCUAUUUGGAUUAAUAUGGGAGGGGCUCCCGCAGGACCUGCAGGAACUGGCAAAACUGAGACCACUAAAGAUAUGGGUAGAACUUUGGGUAAAUUUGUUGUCGUCUUUAACUGUUCGGAUCAAAUGGAUUUUCGAGGCCUGGGCCGCAUUUUUAAAGGUUUGGCACAGUCUGGAACUUGGGGUUGUUUCGAUGAAUUCAACCGAAUUGAAUUACCAGUAUUGUCAGUAGCCGCCCAACAAAUCUACAUUGUUUUAAUAGCAAGAAAAGAGCGAAAACCCACGUUUAUUUUCAUGGAUGGUGACACCGUUUCGAUGAACAUCGAAUUUGGAAUUUUCCUGACUAUGAAUCCGGGUUAUGCCGGACGACAAGAACUACCGGAAAAUUUAAAAAUCAUGUUUCGAAGUGUCGCAAUGAUGGUUCCCGAUCGCCAAAUUAUAAUUCGAGUCAAGCUGGCUUCUUGUGGUUUUAAAGACAAUAUUAUUUUAGCACGAAAAUUUUUCACACUUUAUCAAUUGUGUGAAGAACAACUCUCGAAACAGGUGCAUUAUGAUUUUGGAUUACGUAAUAUUUUGUCGGUUUUGAGAACGCUAGGUGCUCAGAAAAGGUCGCAUCCCAAUGAUACGGAGGAGACAAUUGUCAUGAGAGUUUUAAGAGACAUGAAUUUGAGCAAACUAAUCGACGAGGAUGAACCGUUGUUCCUGUCGUUGAUUGAGGAUAUGUUUCCCGGAAUUAAAUUAUCGACACAUUCUUGGAAAGAUCUACAAAAAGCUAUAACUAAUCAAACUGCCGAAAUGGGAGUCAUUAAUUAUCCUCCUUGGAAUUUGAAAGUAAUUCAACUUUACGAAACUUCGUUAGUCAGACAUGGACUCAUGGUGUUGGGACCAACAGGUGCUGGUAAAACAAAAUGUAUGCAUUGUUUGAUGAAAUCAAUGACCGAAACUGGUCUACCACACAAAGAAAUGAGAAUGAAUCCAAAGGCUAUAACAGCCCCCCAAAUGUUUGGACGAUUGGACGUUGCAACUAACGAUUGGACUGAUGGUAUUUUCUCGACUUUGUGGAGGAGAACUUUGAAAAUCAAGAAACAUGAUCACGUUUGGUUGGUCCUGGAUGGUCCAGUGGAUGCAGUUUGGAUCGAAAAUCUCAAUUCUGUGUUAGACGAUAAUAAAACUUUGACAUUGGCUAAUGGUGAUCGUAUUGUCAUGGCACCUAAUGCAAAACUGGUCUUUGAACCUGAUAACGUUGAUAACGCCAGUCCAGCUACCGUAUCCCGAAUGGGUAUGGUUUUUAUGAGUUCAUCUGUACUUCCUUGGAGCCCAAUUUUAGAAGCCUGGUUAAAAACACGAACACAACAAGAGGCUGAUGUUUGUCGAACUGUCUUUGGUAAAAUUUACGAGGAAUUACAUUCGUUUGUACAAGUGAAACUUAAGGCAAAAAUGAAAAUUACUGAAGCUUUGUAUAUUAGACAGUGUUAUGAUGUUUUGGCUGGAAUAUUAGAUGUAGGAGACGACACAAAAGUUUGGACCGAUAAGCAGUUGGAACGUUUGAUUUUAUUUUCAAUGAUGUGGUCAGUUGGGGCCGUUUUGGAAUUGGAAGACCGAACAAAAAUGGAACAAUUUGUUGUAACACAUCCUUCGAAACUUGAUUGGCCAAAAUGUGGCGAAAAUGAGACGAUUUUUGAGUAUGUUGUCAACCCGAAAACGGGAACUUGGCAACAUUGGUCUGAAAGGGUCGAAGAAUUUAUUUAUCCCACUGACAGCGUUUUGGAAUUUAUUAAUAUUUUGGUGCCAAAUAUCGACAAUGUUCGAACUGCGUUUUUAAUCGACACUGUGGCAAAACAAAAUAAAGCCGUCUUACUGAUUGGAGAGCAAGGUACUGCCAAAACUGUCAUGAUAAAAGGAUAUACGCAAACUUUUGAUCCUGAAUAUAAACUGAGCAAAUGUUUUAAUUUUUCUUCCGCAACCACACCGAACAUGGUUCAGCGAAUUAUUGAGUCGUAUGUGGACAAAAGAGUGGGAACAACUUAUGGUCCACCUGCUGGGAAAACCUUGACGAUAUUUAUCGACGAUAUAAACAUGCCCGUUAUUAAUGACUGGGGAGACCAAAUAACUAACGAAAUUGUGCGUCAAGCCAUGGAAUGUGGAGGUUUUUACAGUUUAGAUAAACCGGGCGAUUUCUCAUCAAUUGUCGAUGUUAUGUUUCUGGCUGCUAUGAUACAUCCUGGUGGUGGACGAAAUGAUAUUCCGCAUCGUCUCAAACGACAAUUUUGUGUUUUUAAUUGCACUCUACCAAGUAACAAGGCCAUGGAUGUUAUUUUCAGCCAAAUUGCUUGCGGUUACUUUUGUAUUGAACGCUUCAACCAAGAAAUCGUCGAUUUUGUCCCCAGACUUAUCCCAUUGACUCGUAACAUUUGGCAACAUACUAAAAUCAAAAUGUUGCCAACACCGGCCAAAUUCCAUUACGUGUUUAACUUGAGAGAUCUUUCAAGAAUAUGGCAAGGAAUCUUAACAGUACAACGUCUAGAAUGCCAAACUAUUUCAUCAAUGCUGAAACUGUGGCAGCAUGAAUGUUGCCGAGUUAUAUCGGAUCGUUUCACAAAAGCCAAAGAAAGAGAAUGGUUCCUGCACCUGCUUAAAAACCAAGUAAAAAAAGAGCUAGACGAUGUACAUGAAGAGUACCCUGAAGACGUAACCUUCUGGGUUGACUUUUUGCGAGAACCACCGGAAGCAACAGGUGACGAACCUGAAGAUUUUUGUUUUGAUGCUCCAAAGAUCUAUGAAGAAAUACCAAGUUGGGAAUUUUUGAAAGAAAAAUUGUUUUCUUUCGUGGAUCAAUACAACGAGCAAAUAAGAGGUGCUGCCAUGGACUUGGUAUUUUUCCAUGACGCCAUGGUUCAUUUGAUGAUCAUUUCGAGAAUAAUUAGAUCAGCACGUGGAAACGCUCUAUUGGUGGGUGUUGGAGGUUCCGGAAAACAGAGUCUUACAAGACUUGCGUCCUUUAUCGCAAAUUACAAAACGUUCCAGAUUCAAUUAACACGAACAUACAAUGUUGGUAAUUUAAUGGAAGACAUGAAAUAUCUCUAUCGAGUCGCUGGAUUUGAAGGGAAAGGAAUUUCUUUCAUAUUUACCGAUAAUGAAAUUAAAGAUGAGACAUUUUUGGAGAGUCUUAACAAUAUAUUGAGUUCAGGCGAAAUUGCUAAUUUGUUCGCCAAAGACGAAAUCGACGAAAUAACAUCCGAUUUAGUUCUAGUAAUGAAAAAAGCACAGCCAAAAAGAGCACCAACUGGUGAUAAUUUAUACGACUUCUUCAUAAGCCGAGCUCGGUCUAACUUACACGUAGUCCUUUGUUUCUCACCUGUUGGAGAAAAAUUCCGUAGUCGGGCUUUGAAGUUCCCAGGUUUAAUUUCCGGUUGUACAAUCGAUUGGUUCUUCAGAUGGCCACGAGAUGCCCUAAUCGAAGUAUCCGAACAUUUUCUCAACAAAUUCAGUGUGGUUGCAACACCCGAUACUAAAAAAGAACUGAUUUAUGUCAUGGGUGAAAUCCAAGAUUAUGUCGCACUGACUUGUAACAGCUACUUUGAAAAAUUCCGGAGAAGGACUUAUGUCACACCGAAAACUUUUAUAUCGUUCCUUGAAACGUACAAAACAGUGUAUGUUAAAAAACUGGCAAAUAUUGGUGAAAUGGAUUCAAGGAUGCGUACCGGUUUGACGAAACUAGUCGAAGCCCAACAAAAUGUGGACGAAUUGAAAAAGGAAUUGAUUAUUAAAGAACAAGAAAUGAAAGUUGCAACUGACGCAGCUGAGAAAGUCCUGGACGAAGUUUUGGCAGCUUCGGAAAUUACAAAUAAAAUUAAAGAAGAGGCGACAGUUGUGAAAGACAAAGCAGAAAAACUUGUGGCUAUUAUCAGUGUUGAUCAACAAGAAGCUGAAAGUAAAUUAUUGGCUGCUAAGCCGGCCUUGGAUGCAGCUGAGGCUGCGCUUUUGACAAUUAAAGCCGCUGAUAUUGCAACAGUUAGAAAAUUAGGGAAACCGCCUUAUCUCAUCACGCUUAUCAUGGAUUGUGUAUUGAUUUACUUCAAACGGAAGCUUGAACCGGUUAAGGCCGAUCCUGAAAAAGGGUUUUUGAUUUCGUCAUGGACUGAAUCACUUAAGGUGAUGGCUGAUACGAAGUUUUUGAAUAAGUUGCAGGAAUAUCCAAAGGAUACGAUUAAUGCAGAAAUUGUUGAUUUGCUUCAACCUUACUUUGCUUUUCCUUUGUAUACGUAUGAGAAUGCCAAAACGGCUUGUGGUAAUGUUGCAGGUCUAAUUUCUUGGACUAUUGCAAUGGCUUCAUUCUUUGAAGUCAAUCGAGAAGUAUUGCCUUUGAAGGCUAACCUGGCCAUCCAACAAGCCAAACUCGACAAAGCCCAAGCCGAAUUAUCCAGUGCUAUGACACUAUUGGCCGAGAAAGAAGAAGAAGUACGACAAUGUCAAAUUCAAUACGAAGAAGCAAUGAGACACAAACAAGAAGUGUUUGAUGAUGCAAUGAAAGUCAAAAAUAAAAUGGACUCAGCUACCGCCCUUAUAGACGGUCUAGCCGGUGAAAGAAUUCGAUGGACCGAACAAUUGGCUCAAUUCAAAGCGGAAACAGAUCGACUAAUCGGAGAUGUGGUCCUUUUGGUCGGUUUCCUCAGCUAUUCUGGACCAUUUAAUCAAGAGUAUCGAACAAACAUGCAGAAAUUUUUGCUCGAAGCUGUGCUAAAGCGUAAAAUUCCGGUGACGAUAAGUUUGAAUAUCAUUGACAGUCUUACGGACACGGCAACUAUUGGAGAAUGGAAUUUGCAAGGUUUGCCCACUGACGAACUCUCGAUCCAAAACGGGAUUAUAGUCACAACUGCGUCCAGAUUUCCCCUCCUGAUUGACCCCCAAAGCCAGGGAAAAUUCUGGAUCAAGGCAAAAGAAAAGGAAAAUCAUUUACUCGUCACUUCGCUCAACCACAAAUAUUUCCGAAACCAUAUUGAAGACGCCGUUUCGCUCGGUUAUCCCAUGAUUGUCGAAGACAUUAACGAAGAAUUGGAUCCUGUCCUAGACAACGUACUUGAAAAAAAUCACAUUAAAGUCGGAACAACGUACAAAGUCAAAGUUGGCGACAAAGAAGUGGACGUUAAUCAAGACUUCCGAAUGUACAUCACCACCAAACUUGCUAACCCUUCCUACACUCCUGAAAUUUUCGCACGAACUUCCGUCAUCGAUUUUACCGUCACAAUGAAAGGUUUGGAAGAUCAGCUCUUAGGACGUGUGAUUUUGACCGAGAAGAAAGAACUGGAAGCUGAACGAACGAAUCUGAUGCGCGAUGCGACAGCGAAUCGACGAAAAAUGCAAGAAUUGGAAGCCAAUUUGUUGUACAAGUUGACAACGGUGCAAGGAUCGCUCCUUGAUGAUCCCACGGUAAUCGAUGUUUUGAACAUUACACGAAAUACGGCGAGUGAUAUUCGAGAAAAACUAGCAAUUGCUAAAGAGACCGAAAUUAAGAUUAAUGCCGCCAGAGAAGAGUUUCGUCCGGUUGCCACUAGAGGUAGCGUUUUGUAUUUCUUGGUGGUCAGUAUGGCAAUGGUCAAUAAUAUGUACCAAACGUCCUUGGUCCAAUUUUUGGAACGAUUCGAUUUGUCCAUGCACCGAUCUGAGAAAAGUAACAUUACAUCGAAACGAAUCGUUUUUAUUAUCGACUAUCUGACUUUUGAAAUUUUUAAAUACAAAUCGCGAGGUUUGUACGAGAUACACAAGUACAUGUUUGUGCUUCUCAUGUGUUUGAAAAUCGACCUGGAACGUGAACAUAUAACACAUGAAGAGUUCCAAAAUUUUAUAAAAGGGGGCGCCGCUUUGGACCUUAAUACGUGUCCCCCUAAACCGGCCAAAUGGAUAACGGACAUGACGUGGUUGAAUCUGGUCGAAUUGUCGAAACUUCGCCACUUUCAAUACAUUGUCCAACAAAUCACCGCGAAUGAUAAGCUCUGGAAGCAUUGGUUUGAUAAAAAUGCACCAGAGGAAGCUGUGGUACCUGAUGGGUACAAUAAUUUGGAUACUUUUAGGAAGUUGUUACUGAUUCGUGCUUGGUGUCCAGAUCGCACGAUAACUCAAGCAACUAAAUACCUAGCUAGUUCGUUGGGUCAAAAAUUUGCAGAACCUGUUGUUUUGAAUUUGGAAACGUUGUAUUACGAAUCUCGAGCCAUGACACCGAUGAUUUGCUUUUUGAGUAUUGGGUCUGAUCCGACUCCGUAUAUUGAACAGUUGGCUAAAAGACUUGAAACGAAGGUUAGAUCGAUUUCGAUGGGGCAAGGACAGGAAGUACAUGCGAGGAAACUUAUGACACAAGCUUUGUCCGAGGGUUUCUGGGCUUUAUUACAAAAUUGCCACCUCUCGUUGGAUUAUAUGAAUGAGGUGCUGUUGCAAUUUAUGGAUUUGGAAAAAGGGGUCGGAACGUACCACCAGGACUUUAGACUAUGGAUUACGACCGAAGUGCAUGAAAAUUUCCCAAUUAGUUUGCUCCAAAUCUGCAUAAAAUUCACAAAUGAAGCUCCAUCAGGUGUCAAAGCUGGACUACAACGCACCUACACUUCAAUGAACCAAGACAUGUUGGAUUAUUCAGACGCCUGGCAAUACAUUCCUCUAGUAUACGCCAUUUCAUUUUUGCACACAGUCGUGCAAGAAAGACGAAAAUACGGCCCUCUAGGCUGGAAUAUACCGUACGAGUUUAAUUCAGCCGAUUGGUUGGCUAGUUGUUUGUUUGUACAAAAUCACUUGGACGAUUUGGACCCCAAGAGAGGAGUGAGUUGGCCCACUGUCAGGUAUAUGUUAGGGGAAGUCCACUAUGGGGGACGAGUAACCGACGAUUUUGAUAAACGACUUUUGAACACGUUUUGUAAAGUGUGGUUCCACGAUGAAAUGUUCCACGACGAUUUCAUAUUUUAUGAAGGUUACAAAAUUGUGAGAUUUAAAAAUGUGUCAGAAUACGUGAGUCAUAUUGAGACUUAUGCAACAAGUGAUCCUCCGCAAGUCUACGGACUUCAUCCAAAUGCUGACAUUACUUAUCAAACAAACACGAUUGCAAGCAUGUUUUAUACUAUGGUCUCUAUUCAGCCUAAGGAGGCUGGAGCUGGUGGUGGUGAAACAAGGGAAGAUGCGGUAACAAGACAGGCAAAAGAAAUGUUGGAAAAGCUUCCAUCGAAUUACGAUCCGUACGAAGUGAAAGAAAGACUGCGAAUUAUGGGAAUUUUAAAUCCUUUGAAUAUAUUUUUGCGACAAGAGAUUGAUCGCAUGCAGAAAGUCAUCACAAAUGUACGGACGACUUUGAAAGACUUGCUACUUGCGAUUGAAGGGAUUAUAAUCAUGAAUGAGUCGUUGCGAGACGCUCUCGACAACAUCUACGACGCUCGUGUUCCGUUUGUAUGGAGAAGAGGUUCAUGGACUGCCAACACACUUGGUUUUUGGUUUACAGAGUUGUUAGAAAGAAAUGCCCAAUUUAGUACUUGGUGUUUUGGUGGCAGACCUUUGACUUUUUGGAUGGCUGGAUUUUUCAAUCCUCAAGGAUUUUUGACUGCAAUGAAACAAGAAGUUGCUCGGGCCCACAAAGGCUGGGCUUUGGAUCAAGUCAAGUUACAAAAUAUGGUGACAAAGAACAUAAAAGAGGAAAUUUUGCAACCUCCUUUGGAAGGUGUUUACGUUCACGGACUGUUUCUUGAUGGUGCCGGUUGGGAUCGCAGAAACGCUAGACUUAAUGAGUCGAUUAAUAAAGUUUUGUAUACCAUGAUCCCGGUUGUGCAUAUUUUUGCAACAUAUGGGACUGAGUUGAAAACGACGAAUCUAUAUGUCUGUCCGAUUUACAAAAAGAUGCGAAGGACUGAUUUAAAUUAUAUCACCAGUUUGUAUUUGCAAACUGUGAAACCGCCAGAACAUUGGGUCCUUCGUGGAGUGGCUCUACUGUGUGAUACGCAGUAAUAAAUGAAUUGUUGAUGUACUUUUUUAAUAUAAUUUUUCUUUCA
Tribolium castaneum (red flour beetle) is the source of this 13958-nucleotide messenger RNA. RefSeq names its product dynein axonemal heavy chain 8 (gene kl-3). NCBI's taxonomy places the organism in Eukaryota, Metazoa, Arthropoda, Insecta, Coleoptera, Tenebrionidae. Bases 94 to 13914 code for a protein of 4606 amino acids. The transcript is spliced from 53 exons. Gene Ontology annotation, cellular component: axonemal dynein complex. The record is from RefSeq and is a predicted model, not a curated record. Gene Ontology annotation, molecular function: minus-end-directed microtubule motor activity; dynein light intermediate chain binding; ATP binding. Gene Ontology annotation, biological process: microtubule-based movement.